This is a messenger RNA of Fusarium mangiferae, 3162 nucleotides long. RefSeq lists its product as uncharacterized. Gene Ontology annotation, molecular function: 5'-3' DNA helicase activity. The coding region runs from base 1 to 3162 and encodes 1053 amino acids. The transcript is spliced from 7 exons. Lineage: Eukaryota; Fungi; Ascomycota; Sordariomycetes; Hypocreales; Nectriaceae. The record is from RefSeq and is a predicted model, not a curated record.
AUGGCAUCAAGGAAUCCAGCAACAGUCACAGAAGACUGCGCUGUAUUCUUUGGCCAUCACGGUCCGCUCAUCGCCAGCGGCGACAAAAUUGGCCUUCGCACCAAGAUAAAGGCUCAGCUCCGCUCAGUGCAAGCGUGGGAUUGUGACACAUGGAUUGGCCUCACACUCGACUUUCCCUUGGGAAAAGAUCAGAAAGCGAACGAGGCGGCCGGCUUUGGCGUGCGGUAUCGAGCCCCAGAACAUGGUUCACAAGACAGGUCAAAGCUUUGCGAUUACCACCAGAUCCGAAUCAAGUUUCCUCGUAACUUCUCCUACGAAGUCCAGCAAGGACAGUCUCCGAGUACGAUCACGAACGAGCACCUCAGCUACGUAAAGAUACAUUUUGAUGAGAGUCGAGCUACAAUCGAAGGCUUCGGUAUCCCUUUCGCGAACCAAGAAGACCACCAGGUUGAAAGCUGGAUAAACGGAGACGUCCCCAUCGCCGGAACAUACCAUCUUCUGGACAUUCUCCAGCAGCAAACUCUAUACCUCAUCCUGCCCUCAAAAAGCAGUCUUGUGAAGAUCCUCGGCACUACUCAAAACUUGUCGACUUUCCGAUACCCUUACAGUGAAGACUCUUCUUGGGAUUUUACUCGUUUUGAGAAAGAGCUCCGAGAAGACAAGGGCCAGCAGUUCGCGCCACUUUACAGUUCGAAAUGGAAUCACGAGGGAACGAUCCAUGACUGGGAUGACAACCUCUCAGUGAAACAUACCCGAAUGCCAGGCUACUUCUUCCGCUGUAAGGUGCCCGAUACUGGCGUCGAGGAUGGUCUUCACCUUGUAAUUCCUUUUUCUGAGCCACUCUUGAAGGCAAUUGGCCCGUCCUGGAGGCUUCUCAUCAAACAAAGAACCUUUAGGCUAGAAGUAUUCACCUCGCGACAAAGUCAGGAGUCCAUCCCGGAAGAAUGGUUCUGUCGCAUUGCGCCUUUAGGACGACUUGAUCGCUAUGCCCGACACCGAAAAAGCGCUACCGAUCUGAUCUUGGUCGUUAGGCGAAAAGUGCAGAUGAGGACCUACGAUGAUGAGAUAUGGGGAAGCUACCGCAUCAACAGCAGCAUUGACCAGGACCUCGACAAGUUCAAAAUGUUUGCCGACCGCCAGAGUGCGAGUGAGGCACUAUUGAAAGAGAAUAACAGUUGGAACUACGUGUCUUUGAUGUUCAAUAAUAAAUCCAACCGAUCUCAGCGCCGAAUUAAGGCUGUUAUUUCCUUUCAUCCUCAAGCACGCGCAUUCAAUCCCACUGCGCAAUGGCUAACAACAGAGAGGACUUCUCGAACUGAUACUCAAACAGAAGCCCUGCCUGACGACAUGACUCAAGAACAGCAGCUACUCUUUGAUGAAAUCAAUGACAAAAUGGGUCUGCAUCGAUCUGUUUUACGUGGCGCUGGAUUUUAUGACUGGAUGACGAAGACCGAUGGCAACAGCAAAUGGAGGCCACUCCCAACGAUUAACCUUCUCGACAUUGAUGAUCAGGCCUACGUUGACGCCAUUAUUGGAAUGGUUCUGCCCAAAGAUCGUGCCCGCUUCAGAUCCUAUCUGAGUAAUAGAACACUGGGCAUUGGUAUGAUUACAGGUCCUCCAGGAUCUGGAAAGACAGCACUGGGUGCUACUGCAACGCUGGCCUUACAGGCAAAGGUCGGCAAAAUUCUCUGCUCAGCGCCAACGGAUACAGCCCCUCUGGACGACUCAAGCCGGUAUCGUCGCAAGCUGGUCAUUCGACUGUACUCUUACCACGAAGAGAAGAACGCCUUUUACAUGCUUUUAACGAAACCUGAACUCGGAAAAGAAGUCCUAGAUGACUGGAAACUCCCAGGAGAGCCCAAUGGGGAUGUCAAUUGGAAGUUGCAUUUGUCUGCUGCCUACUGGCUUCUGCUUCUUUUCAGAUCGCCCGUUGUUGAUCGGAGUCUUGGACCUGAUGAUAGCUUAACAUUACAUAAGUUGCAGCAAGACAUCGACGAAGAUGAACAACUCGUGCCCAUACGAGAUGGUUUUCCUCAACUUAUCUCGGAAUAUCUGGACGGUCAUUUCAAUGAUCUCAUGGAGAAGUUACUUGAAAAAGCGGACAUGCUUUGCGUUACACCAAUAUGUGCACCAGAGCUCGGAUCAGCAUUUCGAGGAGAACCAUAUGUGGUAUGGAAGAGGAGAUCGGUACAAGGAGUUGUAGUUGAUCAAGCAGGAAUGAUGGACAGACCUGAUCUCUACCGUGUCUGGGGGAACACGCUGCUUCCAUGUUUUCUCAUUGGAGAUACAAGAUCGGAACAGCCAGCAGUUCAGACUACUGGUGAGAAAGAACCAGACUCGGAAAACUAUUACAAUCGCUUUGCCGGGGAUGGCCAACUUUCUGGCCUAGAAUUCCUGCAAGCAUCUGGCCUCCCAGUCUUGCGUCUCGAUACACAGUUUCGUGUGGCCAAGGGCAUGUACGACUUGGCUGCCCAAGUAUUUUACCCCCAUGUCCCACUUCGGUACCACCAACCCGACCACAAUAUGGCAGAGCAACAACCCGAUGUUGGACGAGAGCUUGAGGCUUGUGUGCGCAUGAAAUACCCAACGUUGCGCAAACCGCCAGGCGGCAUUCUACACCAGCCAUUGUUCAUUCAUCGACAGAACUCAACAGUUUACAAGGAUGUUGACGGCUCGCAGGCCUGUCAGGAACAGGACAGUGCCGUCUUGAGCUUUAUUGCUGGGUUAGUCACCCACUCGGCCAUUGAUCCAGCACAAAUCGUCAUUCUCACACCCUGGUACGCCAAUGCUGCACUCAUCGAGCGCAAGCGCAACCAAAAGAGGUUCGAACUUUUGAAGAAUAUGCCGGAAGCCGCCACCAUCGAAAGCUAUCGUGGAAGAGAGGCCGAUGUCGUUGUCGUGGUGAUGUCCACCACGCGUGACACAGGACCUGACAUCACAGCGAAUGAGCAUUUGCUCAUCACCAUGCUCACCCGCCACAAGAGCGGAUUGGUCAUUUUAGGGGACAUUUGUACGAGUGGGGUAAUCGGAGAGGACCGUAAUGGGAAGCUCUUCAAGAUCAACAAACCUGGGCAAGAGCUCAAUGCGUUGCAGAGGAUUGAUGCGACACUCUUUGAUGAGGGUCGAGUCGUGGUGUUUUCCACGAAGCUGAGCAAGCAAUGA